AUGGAGCCUGACGAGAAGAAGAAGAAGAAGAUACAUUUGCCUAUUGUGCACAGAGAAACAGAUAUGGCGAAGGCGUUUAUUCUUCUCACUGCGUUUGCUGUUGUCGGGGGAGAUUUCAGCUUAUUCACAAAUCCAGCGUCGACCUUCUUUCAAGACACCUCCAGUUUUCAAUUUGAUAACCGGGUAGGAGAUAGGAGCGGUGUACAAGCUGAAAGAUUGCCUGUUAAUGGCUUUGGUGACGUUAAAAGUAUUUUAGCAGACCAUGGAGAGUACGCGAGCUUUAGCAACCCACCACCUCCCCCCGGAUCUGGUCAAGAUCCAGCAACACAAACAUGUGGGUUGGCACCAUCGUUUUGCCCCAAAAGUCGCUACCGGUCGUUUGAUGGUAGCUGCAAUAACCUGCAGAAUCCGAGUUUUGGUAUGCCUCAGACACCUUAUAAGCGAUUGGUGCCUUUCAACUACGCUGAUGGAAUCAGCAAAUUGCCCGUGUCUGUAACUGGAGGUGAAUUGCCGAAUGCUCGUGAAAUCAGCAUAACAUUAUUUCCUGAUAAGCCCAUAGUGGAUCCUCUAUGGAAUUUAAACGCUCAACAGUGGGGACAAAUUAUAACGCAUGACAUGUCUCUUACUGCUGGUGUCGCACAGAGCCAUCAAGAUCUAGUUGUUUGCUGUGAUGGCGAGGGUCGUAUUGCGUCGGAUGCGUACACCAAUCCUGUCUGUGCUCCCAUUAUUAUACCACCCAAUGACCCAAUUCACGGUCCCCAAGGCACACAAUGCAUGAACUUCGUGAGAACUGGGACUACGAGAGACAGGAAUUGUACACCUCCUAAUGCACCAGCUCAACCGCUAUCAACAGUGACUGCGUAUAUGGACCUCUCGUUAGUUUACGGGAGCAGUGACGGUCAAGCGAGGCUAAUACGUGCGUUUCAAGGAGGAAGACUGUUGACUAUUUUAAGGAAAGGGCGGGAGUGGCCGCCGCAAGAUCCCAAUGUUACCCUGACUUGUGAAUCCGCACAGUCGCCGAAUGAACCUUGCUAUUUAGCAGGUGACGUUCGAGUGAAUCAAAACCCACAAUUAACGCUCCUGCAAGUAAUUUUGCUUCGUGAACACAAUCGCAUAGCGGAUGUACUUGCGAGCAUGAACCCCUGGUGGAGCGACGAGACGAUUUUCCAAGAAGCUAGAAGGAUUCAUAUCGCCGAGAUGCAACAUAUUAAUUAUUAUGAGUAUCUACCUAUAUUUCUCGGAUAUGAAAACAUGGUGAAGAAUAGGCUGAUAUAUGAAGAAGUGAUUGGGUAUAUUGACGAUUAUAAUCCUCGAGUGGACCCUUCAAUAUUGGAUGAACACGCAACUGCCGCCUUCAGACAUUUCCAUACGUUAAUUUUUGGAUUUUUACAAUUAUUAACACAGGACAGACAAUUGGCGGGGUACGCUAGAUUGAGCGAUUGGUUCAACAGGCCUCUACUAUUGGAGUUGGAUAAUAUAUUCGACAAGCUGACAAUUGGGCUAACUGCGCAGCCCCCAUCCUAUAGCGACCAGUUUUGGGAUAGCGAAGUGACUCAAUUCCUCUUCCGACGAAAUAACACAUUUGGUGGUGACCUCCGAGCCACAGAUAUUCAGCGUGGGCGGGAUCACGGUUUGGGCAACUACAUUGACACUCGAGCAGCCUGUGGUCUACCGGUUCCGAGAUCGUUUAACGAUAUGACAGACUUCAUAACAAAAGCUAACGUCGAUCUUCUACAAACAUUGUACCAGGACGUCAGAGACGUAGAGCUGGUGGUCGCCGGGUCGUUGGAGAACAACAUGCCUGGCGCACUGGCAGGCCCGACAUUCCUCUGUCUGCUUACAGAGCAAUUCUACAGGACAAGAGUCGGCGAUCGAUAUUUCUAUGAAAAUGGUGAAGACCCGGAUACUGCGUUUACUUUGAGUCAGCUCCAGUCAAUCAGAAGAGGGGCUUCCAUGGCUCGUGUACUGUGUGAUAAUGCGGACAAUAUUAAGUACAUGCAGCCACGAGCUUUUGAACUAAUUUCAGCUGGAAACACGCCGGUUCCAUGCGAUCGUUUGCCCGCAAUUGACUUAAGUUUAUGGCAAGAUGAAAGGAGAGGUUUUGGGCGGUAG
Messenger RNA from Leptosia nina, 2112 nucleotides. The record is from the annotation of a GenBank genome assembly. NCBI's taxonomy places the organism in Eukaryota, Metazoa, Arthropoda, Insecta, Lepidoptera, Pieridae.